Molecule: messenger RNA, 649 nt
Organism: Helianthus annuus (common sunflower)
Lineage: Eukaryota; Viridiplantae; Streptophyta; Magnoliopsida; Asterales; Asteraceae
Exons: 2
Coding region: 18-506 (162 amino acids)
Source: RefSeq, a predicted model, not a curated record
GGGGAUGAUCCAAAGCCAUGUGUAAAGGCUUUUUGUAUGACGUAAUGCUUUUUCCACAUAUUUAUAACCAACACAACUUCUUCCUACUCUACCGUAUACAACCUCAUAACCCAUACUCAACAAUGGCGAAACUCGUCAUUUUCUUCCUCAUAACAUUCUUCCUGAUGGCGUCUCUCGGCUUCAACUUCUCUCCCGCCCCUUCAAAAACGCCAAGCGAGGAAUAUUGUGAGGUUGAAGAAGAAAGGGUUCAACAACGGGGAUUGUCCAUCAACUCAAUUUUCAGACUUUUCGGAUUGUUUCAAGUCGAUUUCAACAUUUUUGAGUUGGGGCCCGUAUCCGUCAACCUUUCAAUUGAGGUUGAAGUGGAAUGGUGCACAAUAGGCACACCAACUAUUUGUGUUCAGCUAUCAAUCAACUCCAUUUUUAGACUUUUCGGGUCGGGUCAGAUUGAUGUGAAGAUGUUUAAGGUUGGGACGAUACCCGUGACGCUUUCAUUUGAGAUUUAGUGUUGUGCAUACUUAGCUUUUAUAUAUAUUCUGAUAUACUAAUAAUAAUCAUAUGUUGUAUACGUGAGUUGCUAUUGGAUUCUGAGUGCAUACUUAGCUUAUAUAUAUAUAUUCCGAAAUAAUAAUAGUAAUCAUAUGUUGUA